UUCCAUGAAAGCUAAAUGAUGGCGGCCUCAGAAGAACUGGAUAAGUAGACUCAGAAUCAUACAGUUUUCCAACUUUAUGCCGAGACAAAAUCUUCUAAUGAAAAUGAAACAAGAAAUUUCUGACAUGGUGUUUACCCUGGAAGGGAGAAUGGGAAUGCGGUGUCUGCUGCUCUCGCUUCUGCUCCUCGCAGCCUGGGAGGCAGGGAGCGGCCAGAUCCACUACUCGGUCCCCGAGGAGGCCAAACACGGCACCUUCGUGGGCCCCAUGGCGCAGGACCUGGGGCUGGAGCUGGCGGAGCUGGUGCCGCGCCUGUUCCGGGUGGCGUCCAAAAGCCGCGCGGACCUGCUGGAGGUAAAUCUGCAGAAUGGCGUUUUGUUUGUGAAUUCUCGGAUCGACCGGGAGGAGCUGUGCGGGCGGAGCGCGGAGUGCAGCAUCCACCUGGAGGUGAUCGUGGACAGGCCGCUGCAGGUUUUCCAUGUGGAGGUGGAAGUGAAGGACAUUAACGACAACCCGCCUGCAUUCCCCGCGACACAAAAGAGUCUGUUUAUCGCGGAAUCCAGGCCGCUUCACUCUCGGUUUCCACUAGAGGGCGCUUCCGAUGCAGAUAGCGGCGAGAACGCUCUGCUGACUUACAGACUGAGCCCCAAUGAGUACUUCACUCUGGACGUGCCAACCAACCACGCGCAGGUAAAACCUCUUGGACUUGUGUUAGGGAAACCUUUGGACAGGGAAGAAACUCCGGAGCUGCAUUUAUUGCUCACGGCCACCGAUGGAGGCAAGCCCGAGCUGACUGGCACUGUCGAGGUACUCGUCACAGUGCUGGACGCCAAUGACAAUGCCCCAGUUUUUGACAGAACACUCUAUACGGUGAAGUUACCAGAAAAUGUCUCUAUUGGAACGCUGGUGAUUAACCCCAAUGCCUCCGAUUUAGACGAAGGCUUGAAUGGGGAUAUUAUUUACUCAUUCUCUAGUGAUGUUUCUCCAGAAAUAAAAUCCAAGUUCCACAUUGACGCCAUAAGUGGGGAAAUUACGGUGAUAGGACUUAUUGAUUUCGAAGAAAGGAAAGCUCACAAAAUUCUAGUAGAGGCUAUCGACAAAGGCUUUCCACCACUGGCUGGUCAUUGUACAGUUCUUGUGGAAGUUGUGGACGCUAAUGACAAUGCUCCACAACUGAUUAUCACUUCCCUGUCUCUCCCUAUCUCAGAGGAUGCUCAGCCAGGCAGAGUAAUCACCUUGAUUAGUGUGUCCGACCGCGACUCAGAUGCUAAUGGGUUGGUGACCUGCUCCCUGACACCCCACGUCCCUUUCAAACUGGUGUCCACCUUCAAGAAUUACUAUUCGUUGGUAUUAGAUAGUGCUCUGGACCGCGAGAGCGUGUCACUUUAUAACUUGGUGGUGACAGCGCGGGACGGGGGCUCGCCUUCGCUGUGGGCCACGGCCAGCGUGUCCGUGGAGGUGGCCGACGUGAACGACAACGCGCCGGCGUUCGCGCAGCCCGAGUACACGGUGUUCGUGAAGGAGAACAACCCGCCCGGCUGCCACAUCUUCACGGUGUCGGCGCGGGACGCGGACGCGCAGGAGAACGCGCUGGUGUCCUACUCGCUGAGCGGCCAGGCGCCGAAGGCCUCCUCUCGGGCGUUGGCGGGCGCCCCGGGCCCGGAGGCUGCGCUGGUGGAUCUCAACGUGUAUCUGAUCGUCGCCAUCUGCGCGGUGUCCAGCCUGUUGGUGCUGACGCUGCUGCUGUACAUGGCACUGAGGUGCUCGGCGCCGCUCACAGAGAGCGCGAAUGGACAGGGGAAGGCCACUUUGGUGUGCUCCAGCGCGGUGGGGAGCUGGUCGUACUCGCAGCAGAAGAGGCAGAGAGUGUCGUCUGGGGAGGAGCCACCUAGGAGGGAUCUCAUGGCCUUCAGCCCCAGUCUCCCUCAGGGUCCCAGCUCUACAGAAAACACCUUCGUGGGCCGCAUCGCGCAGGACCUGGGGCUGGAGCUGGCGGAGCUGGUGCCGCGCCAGUUCCGGGUGGCGUCCAAAGGCAGAGAGGACAUUCUGGAGGUAAAUCUGCAGAAUGGCGUUUUGUUUGUGAAUUCUCGGAUCGACCGGGAGGAGCUGUGCGGGCGGAGCGCGGAGUGCAGCAUCCACCUGGAGGUGAUCGUGGACAGGCCGCUGCAGGUUUUCCAUGUGGAGGUGGAGGUGAAGGACAUUAACGACAACCCGCCGGUGUUCCCAGUAAAGGAACAAAAGCUGUUUGUUUCAGAAUCCAGAAUGCCAGAUUCGCGGUUUCCGCUAGAGGGCGCGUCGGAUGCGGAUAUUGGAGCUAACUCCGUUUUAACCUAUAGGCUUGGCUCUAAUGAUUACUUCAUGCUGGAUGUGAAAUCAAAGAACGAUGAGAAUAAACUGGUUGAGCUCGUAUUAAAAAAGUCUUUGGACAGAGAGGAAGUUUCUGAACAUAACUUAUUCCUGACGGCCACCGACGGAGGCAAACCUGAGCUCACUGGCGCUGUUCAGCUGCUGGUCACUGUGCUGGACGUGAACGACAAUGCUCCCAGUUUCGAACAGUCUGAAUAUGAAGUAAGAAUAUUCGAAAAUGCAGACAACGGGACAACACUUAUCAGACUGAAUGCUUCUGAUCGGGAUGAAGGUGCGAAUGGGGCAAUUUCAUACUCUUUUAAUAGCCUUGUUUCACCCACGGUCAUUGACCGGUUUAUUAUAGAUCCGAACACUGGAGAGGUAGCCAUUCAAGGGAAUUUGGAUUUUGAACAAGUGAAUUUAUAUAAAAUCCGCAUUGAUGCGACGGACAAAGGCCACCCUCCAAUGGUGGGUCAUUGCACGGUUUUAGUGAAAGUUUUGGAUAAAAAUGAUAACGUCCCUCAGAUUGCAUUGACUUCCUUAUCGCUGCCCGUCCGAGAGGACGCUCAGUUCGGUACUGUCAUUGCCCUAAUCAGCGUGUCCGACCUCGACUCAGGCGUCAACGGACACGUCACCUGCUCCCUAACACCUCACGUCCCCUUCAAGCUGGUUUCCACCUUCAAGAAUUACUAUUCACUGGUGCUGGACAGCACCCUGGACCGCGAGAGUGUGUCUGCCUAUGAGUUGGUGGUGACAGCGCGGGACGGGGGCUCGCCUUCGCUGUGGGCCACCGCCAGCGUGUCCGUGGAGGUGGCCGACGUGAACGACAACGCGCCGGCGUUCGCGCAGCCCGAGUACACGGUGUUCGUGAAGGAGAACAACCCGCCCGGCUGCCACAUCUUCACGGUGUCGGCGCGGGACGCGGACGCGCAGGAGAACGCGCUGGUGUCCUACUCGCUGGUGGAGCGGCGGGUGGGCGAGCGUGCGCUGUCGAGCUACGUGUCGGUGCACGCGGAGAGCGGCAAGGUGUACGCGCUGCAGCCGCUGGACCACGAGGAGCUGGAGCUGCUGCAGUUCCAGGUGAGCGCGCGCGACGCUGGCGUGCCGCCUCUGGGCAGCAACGUGACGCUGCAGGUGUUCGUGCUGGACGAGAACGACAAUGUGCCCGCGCUGCUGGCGUCUCGGGCUGGAGGCUCUGGCGGGGCGGUGAGCGAGCUGGUGCCGCGGUCGGUGGGCGCGGGCCACGUGGUGACGAAGGUGCGCGCGGUGGACGCCGACUCGGGCUACAACGCGUGGCUGUCGUACGAGCUGCAGCCGGCGGCGGGCGGUGCGCGCAGCCCGUUCCGCGUGGGGCUGUACACGGGCGAGAUCAGCACGACGCGCGCCCUGGACGAGGCGGACGCUCCGCUUCAGCGCCUGCUGGUGCUGGUGAAGGACCACGGCGAGCCGGCGCUGACGGCCACGGCCACCGUGCUGGUGUCGCUGGUGGAGAGCGGCCAGGCGCCGAAAGCCUCCUCUCGGGCGUUGGAGGGCGCCCCGGGCCCGGAGGCUACUCUGGUAGAUGUCAACGUGUAUCUGAUCGUCGCCAUCUGCGCUGUGUCCAGCCUGUUGGUGCUGACGCUGCUGGUGUACACGGCGCUGAGGUGCUCGGCGCCACCCACCGAUGUCGCGUGCGGACCUGGGAAGGCCACGCUGGUGUGCUCCAGCGCGGUGGGGAGCUGGUCGUACUCGCAGCAGAGGCGGCAGAGGGUGUGCUCUGGGGAGGGGCCGCCCAAGACCGACCUCAUGGCCUUUAGCCCCAGCCUUCCACCCUGUCCAGGAUCAGGGGAUGCAGUCGAAGAGCAAGAUUUAAAUGUGGAACAUGGUGUCAAAGUAAGUCCAUUUAUAUUUAGAAAU
This is a messenger RNA of Galeopterus variegatus (Sunda flying lemur), 4240 nucleotides long. Its product is annotated as protocadherin alpha-8-like. The record is from RefSeq and is a predicted model, not a curated record. NCBI's taxonomy places the organism in Eukaryota, Metazoa, Chordata, Mammalia, Dermoptera, Cynocephalidae. The transcript has 4 exons. The annotation marks the transcript as partial. Gene Ontology annotation, biological process: homophilic cell-cell adhesion. Gene Ontology annotation, cellular component: plasma membrane. Gene Ontology annotation, molecular function: calcium ion binding.